CUUAUUAAUUUUGUACCUAAAAUUUGUAUCAUAUUUAUGUGGACAGAAAAAGCGAAGAGAAAGUGAAGAACGGAAAUAAAUUUGUAUUUUAAAGAUGUAAAAUUAAAAAUUUACGAAGAAAUACUUGAUACGAGACGCUACAGCGUUUCUCGAUAAUUUUCUUGAUGAAUUCUAUUUCAAACGUUAAUAUUAAUUCGUUACGUAAAAAUCGUUAUCUGAAUUAAAUAACGUUAAUUAAAUUAAUAAUUAAACUUAUAUAACAUAAUAUAAGAAUAAUAUUUGCUGAUAAAUCUUGGUUAAUUAAAUCGUGAAUAUUGAUUGAAGCUAGCUUAAUUAAAAUCAACAUAUCGUCGCAGCCUGGAUAAAAUUCAUGUAAAUCGUUUUCAACUUAAAUUUUAAUAUAAUCUACAUACGACGUUUAACAACUGUUAAAAACUCAAUUAGUCUACCACAAAUACAAGCAAGGUAAAACGCUGAAUUUUCUAAGUUUGUUCAAUGCCGCGAAUCUAUUUGUAUAUUCAUCUCUCGACCCCGUGGUCGUUUAAUUAUUUUUACCGGACGUCGUCCGAUUUAUUCCCGAUCAAUUUUUUCGAAAAUCAAGGAGCAGCACGAACGAGUGGAGGCACCGGAGUGGCGUUCACACCGUUUCGGCAGCCACAGCCGCCAUGGUGGAGGAGAAGGCGCGUGUCGUCCUCGCAAGAAGCGAACGAGCCGCGCUCUCUCAACUCCUGGCGGAUUAUAGAACGAGAAGGCUGACGAUAGAGGACCUGAUCGUCAGUCUGAGUGACCUGCUGAACACCCACGAGAAAUUGACGCUGCUGACGGAGCUCAGGGAGUUGGUCGACAACAAGGACAGAGCGGCCUUCGACGAUCUCGUUUACCGACCCCGAAUAGCAAUGACCAGAAGAAAAGGCGACCGCGCUCACUCGGACUUGAUAGUGACUCCCUCGCUGCACGAUCUCCCGGUAAGUUAAACUCAUCUCCCACAU
Temnothorax curvispinosus is the source of this 989-nucleotide messenger RNA. RefSeq names its product whirlin-like. Bases 666 to 974 code for a protein of 102 amino acids. The transcript has 2 exons. NCBI's taxonomy places the organism in Eukaryota, Metazoa, Arthropoda, Insecta, Hymenoptera, Formicidae. Gene Ontology annotation, cellular component: plasma membrane; cilium; stereocilium tip. The record is from RefSeq and is a predicted model, not a curated record.